Oncorhynchus masou masou (cherry salmon) is the source of this 11817-nucleotide messenger RNA. RefSeq names its product furry homolog, like (gene fryl). The transcript is spliced from 62 exons. Gene Ontology annotation, biological process: cell morphogenesis; neuron projection development. The record is from RefSeq and is a predicted model, not a curated record. Gene Ontology annotation, cellular component: site of polarized growth; cell cortex. NCBI's taxonomy places the organism in Eukaryota, Metazoa, Chordata, Actinopteri, Salmoniformes, Salmonidae. The coding region runs from base 643 to 10290 and encodes 3215 amino acids.
UACACAGACGGGCCGGAGGGUAGAGUCACCCCUUAAACUUUCACCUUCGUUCACCUUCUCUCUUCCUUCUCUCUCACUAUGCUUAUGCUCUUCUAAGAGAGGUAAACCCAGGCAGGGUGGGUCGGUGUCGUCUCGGUUUUAAUUGGCUGGGGGCCCAGGCGUGCGUUUUCUCCUAUGGAACAUGUUCUGGUCCCGCCCCUGAAAGUGCCUGUCACCUGACCUGCCUGGCUUCGCCCACUCCGGAUUACAUCACUGCUGGGGAAGAGUGCGAUGUCUUUUCUUUCUCCCUCUGUGGGCAGACAGGUACUGCUUCUGACUGAGAAAGAUUCUCCCAUUCUGAAUAUUCACUGUAGGUGGAUACGACAGACUGAUAUUACUUCUCUGUACUGAGUUUCAAUAGGCCAGACAGGUCGUGUCUCUUCACUCUUCUCAUGGGUUGUCUGAGGCCUGAUUAUUGCAAUCAAUGAUAUCACGGACUGUACAACUCCGCAGCAGACAGAGUGGCUGUGACUGUACCCUGGCUGUCAGUGGAAGACAGCCAAGUAGCUGUUUUGUGUGGGAAAAUGGCUCAGGGUGACCGUGACUGACACUGAAUUUGGACUGGGGGCUUGACUGAGUUGGCUAGCGUUGAUACUGACAGACAUGGAGUUUCUGAGGAGUCUGGUCCCGGCUGUCAUAUCUGGAGAUGUAUGGGCGUUGGAGUCUGGGGGGGCGUUGCCCCGGGAGACAGGUCCCUGUCUGCUGCGGAUGAAGCGCCUGCUGGCCAUUGGCCAGAUGACCGAGGAGGACCAGCAGGGUCUCGUGAAUACCUCCACUACCAGACCCAUCUGCUCCAACCACAUCGAAGCCUCAGCCCCUGUCAACAGCCUGAGUAGACGUCGCGCCCCUUCCGUGGCCCACCUGACGUGGGAGAAGCGCAACGCCGCCGCCAUGUCGAGCAUCAUCAUCGACCCCGAGCUCAAGCCCGGGGAGUUUGUUAUCAAGAGCCUGUUUGCUGAGUUUGCUGUGCUGGCUGAGAAGAAGAUUGAGGUGGUGAUGGCUGAACCGCUGGAGAAACUCUUGUCCCGAUCCCUCCAGAGAGGGGAAGACGCACAAUUUGAUCAGUUAAUAAGCUCUAUGAGCUCCGUAGCGGAACACUGUUUGCCCUCCCUGCUGCGCACACUGUUUGACUGGUACCGGCGGCAGAGUGGCACUGAGGAUGAGUCCUAUGAGUACAGACCUCGCUCCAGCACCAAGUCCAAAGGGGAUGAACAGCAUCGGGAUAAAGACUACCUAUUGGAGCGGAGGGACUUAGCCAUAGAUUUCAUAUUCUGUUUGGUUUCAGUUGAAGUUUUAAAACAGAUUCCUCUUCACCCCGUGCCAGAUACUUUAGUACAUGAAGUUCUGAACCUGGCAUUCAAGCACUUUAAACACAAAGAGGGGUGCUCUGGCCCUAACACUGUCAAUGUGCACAUCAUCGCAGACCUGUAUGCUGAGGUCAUCGGAGUGCUCACACAGUCAAAGUUCCAGGCGGUGCGUAAGAAGUUCAUCACGGAGCUGAAGGAGCUGAGGCAGAAGGAGCAGAGCCCCUACGUGGUCCAGAGCAUCAUUAGCCUCAUCAUGGGAAUGAAGUUCUUCAGGGUCAAGAUGUACCCCGUGGAGGACUUUGAGGCCUCCUUCCAGUUCAUGCAGGAGUGUGCCCAGUAUUUCCUGGAGGUGAAGGAUAAGGACAUAAAGCAUGCCUUGGCUGGCCUGUUUGUUGAGAUCCUCAUCCCUGUUGCUGCUGCGGUGAAGAAUGAAGUCAAUGUGCCGUGCCUGAAGAACUUUGUGGAGAUGCUCUACCAGACAACCUUUGACCUUAGCUCCAGAAAGAAGCACUCUUUGGCUCUGUAUCCUCUGGUGACGUGCCUGCUGUGUGUCAGUCAGAAGCUGUUCUUCCUCAAUAACUGGCACAUCUUCCUCACAAACUGCCUCUCUCACCUGAAGAUGCCGUCUAACAACAGCAUCCGAAAGCAGAUUGAGACAUUGCAGAACAAAGAUCCUAAAAUGUCCCGUGUGGCACUGGAGUCACUCUACAGACUGCUGUGGGUCUACAUCAUCAGGAUCAAGUGUGAGAGCAACACCGUCACCCAGAGCCGGCUGCUUAGCAUCGUUUCAGCGCUUUUCCCCAAAGGCUCCCGUAGCGUGGUGCCCCGCGACACGCCCCUCAAUAUCUUCGUCAAGAUCAUCCAGUUUAUAGCUCAGGAAAGGCUGGAUUUUGCUAUGAAGGAGAUCAUUUAUGACCUCCUGUGUGUGGGCAAAUCUCACAAGACAUUCACCAUCAAUCCAGAAAGGAUGAAUAUUGGCCUGAGGGCCUUCCUGGUGAUAGCUGACAGUCUGCAGCAGAAGGACGGGGAGCCGCCCAUGCCCACCACAGGGGCCAUCAUGCCCUCAGGAAACACCCUGCGGAUCAAGAAGAUCUUCCUCGCCACCACCCUCACUGACGAGGAGGCCAAGGUCAUCGGCAUGUCACUUUACUACCCAGCAGUGAGGAAGGCCCUGGACAACAUGCUGCGUCACCUGGACAAGGAGGUGGGGCGCUCCAUGAGCAUGACCAACGUCCAGAUGUCCAAUAAGGAGCCUGAGGAUAUGAUCACGGGGGAAAGGAAGCCGAAGAUUGAUCUGUUCCGUACGUGUGUGGCGGCCAUCCCCAGACUGAUCCCAGAUGGCAUGAGCAGACAGGACCUGAUAGAGCUGCUGGCCAAGCUGACCAUACACAUGGAUGAGGAGCUGCGUGGCCUGGCCUUCACCACCCUGCAGGCCCUGAUGCUGGACUUCCCAGAGUGGAGGGAGGACGUGCUAUCUGGCUUUGUCUACUUCAUUGUGCGUGAGGUCACUGACAUUCACCCCACGCUGCUGGACAACGCCAUCAAGAUGCUGCUGCAGCUCAUCAGCCAGUGGAGGCAGGCAGUCCAGACCAGCAACAAGCAGGGCCCUGGCAGCGGGCCAUCUCUGCCCCUGGAACGCUCUCCUCUGUGGGGGGUGCUGCAUGUGGUGGAGGGCCUGGCACUGGUGGUGCUGUGCAGUUGCCGCCCUGCCACCCGGAGGCUGGCUGUUAACGUCCUCAAAGAGGUCCGAGCCCUGCACGCCGCUCUGGGCAUCGCCAAGGGAGAUGAGGAGUUGGCCAUAGAUGUGAUGGACAGACAAAGUGCAUCUGUGCUGGAGAGCUUCAUCCAUCUCACAGGAGCUGACCAGACCAACCUGCUCUACUGCCCCAGUGGUAUCGACCUGCAGACGCUGGCAGAAUGGAGCUCGUCUCCCAUCAGCCACCAAUUUGACGUGGUCAGCCCGUCGCACAUCUGGGUGUUUGCCCACGUUACACAGGGCCAGGACCCCUGGGUCAUCAGCCUGUCCAGCUACCUGCGCCAGGAGCACCUGCCCAAGCACUGCCCUACCGCACUCAACUACGCCUGGAUGUUCGCCUACACCCGUCUGCAGCUGCUCUCUCCACAAGUGGAUAUCAACAGCCCUAUAAAUGCUAAGAAGCUGAACAGCCUGAGCAGCAGUGGUGACUCGUACAUGGGGCUGUGGAGGAACUACCUGAUCCUCUGUUGUAGCUCCGCCACUUCCUCCCCCAACUCCUCCUCUUCCUCUACCUCUGGCUCCAUCCGCUGCUCCCCGCCUGAGACGCUGGCGUCCACGCCAGACAGCGGCUACAGCUACGACUCAAAGAUUAUUGGCACUCCGUCCCCCUCGUCCCUGUUCAAACACGUUGUCCCGAUGAUGCGCUCUGAGAGCAUGGACAUCACAGAGUCUCUUGUCCUGGGGCUUGGCAGGACCAACCCCUUGGCCUUCAGAGAGUUGAUAGAGGAACUGAACCCCAUCAUUAAGGAGGCUCUGGAGAGGAGACCUGAGAACAUGAAGCGACGCAGGCGUCGUGACAUCUUGAGGGUCCAGCUGGUCCGGAUCUUUGAGCUGCUGGCUGAUGCUGGUGUCAUCAGUCAGACGGCGAGUGGAGGUCUGGACGGGGAGAGUCACUCUCUGAACUCAGUGCUGUUGGAGUAUGUGGAUCUGACGAGACAGCUGCUGGAGGCUGAGAAUGACAAAGACUCAGACACACUGAAGGACAUCCGCUGCCACUUUAGUGCUCUGGUGGCCAACAUCAUUCAGAACGUCCCAGUGCACCAGAGGAGGACCAUCUUCCCUCAGCAGUCUCUAAGACACAGUCUGUUCAUGUUGUUCAGCCACUGGGCCGGGCCCUUCAGCAUCAUGUUCACCCCACUGGACCGGUACAGCGACCGCAACAUGCAGAUCAACCGACACCAGUACUGUGCUCUCAAGGCCAUGUCUGCAGUGUUGUGCUGUGGUCCAGUGGCUGAUAACGUUGGCCUCUCCUCUGAUGGUUAUCUCUACAAGUGGCUGGACAACAUCCUGGACUCUCAGGACAGGAAGGUGCACCAGUUGGGCUGUGAGGCGGUGAUGCUGCUGUUGGAGUUGAACCCAGACCAGAGUAACUUGAUGUUCUGGGCUGUGGACCGCUGCUACACUGGCUCACGGCGCGUGGCUGCCGGCUGCUUCAGGGCCAUCGCCAAUGUCUUUCACAACAGGGAUUACCAGUUUGACACCGUGGUGCUGCUGAAUCUCAUCCUGUUUAAGGCAGCUGAUUCAUCCAGAGAUAUCUAUGAGGUGGCCAUGCAGCUGCUGCAGAUCUUGGAGCCCAAGCUCUUCCGUUACGCUCAUAAACUGGAGAUUCAGAGAACAGAUGGGAUCCUGAGCCCUCCCUCCCCGCUGCCACACCUCUACUCUGUCUCCUACUACCAGCUGUCUGAGGAGCUGGCCAGGACAUACCCAGAGCUCACCCUGCCCAUCUUCUCAGAGGUGAGCCAGCGUAUCCAGACAGCACACCCUGGUGGUCGCCAGGUGAUGCUGCAUUACCUCCUGCCAUGGAUGAACAACGUGGAGCUGGUGGACUUCAAGCCGUCGCCACGGCGACAUGAGGAGACCCCCAUUUGUGAGGAUGAGGAGGACGGCCACGAGCGUGAUAUGAUGGUCAACAGCCGCCGUUGGCUCCGUGGGGAGGGCUGGGGCUCCCCGCACGCCACCACCAUGGUGCUCAACAACCUCAUGUUCAUGACUGCCAAGUACGGGGAUGAGUUUGCGUGGUCAGAGAUAGAGAACGUGUGGACCACCCUGGCAGACAGCUGGCCAAAGAACCUGAAGAUCAUCCUGCACUUCCUCAUCAGCAUGUCAGGGGUCAACAGUGAGCCCAGCUUCCUGCCCUAUGUGAAGCGGGUGGUGGUGUACCUGGGCAGGGAUAAGACGAUGCAGCUGCUGGAGGAGCUGAUGUGUGAGCUGGACCUGACAGACCCAGUGAGCUCUGCUGUCACUCACAUGGACAACCCUCCCUACUACCGCAUUACCUCCAGCUACAAGAUCCCCUCCGUCACCUCAGCAGGAACCACCUCCAGCAGUAACACCAUGGUGCCAGGACCCGACGCUCACCAUGACAGCAGCAAGAACAAAGACCCCAACAUGGACGACAGUUCCACCCAUCUGGACAUCUACAGUGGUCUGAAUAGCAACCUGAACCGUCAGCACCACCGCCUGGAGUCUCGCUACAGCAGCAGCUCUGGAGGAUCCUAUGAGGAGGAGAAGGGUGACUCCAUGCCGCUGUAUGCUAACUGGCGUCUGAAGGUGAUGGACCACAACCGUCCCGAGCCCCUCCCCUUUCCUCCGACAGGGGGAUGCUGGUCCCCUCUGGUGGACUACCUGCCAGAGACCAACACCCCUGGAGUACCCAUUCACAGGUGUAACAUAGCUGUCAUCCUACUGACUGACCUCAUAGUGGACCAUGGGGUCAAAGUGGAGUGGAGCGCCUACCUUCACCUCCUGCUGCACUCCAUUUUCAUAGGGUUUGACCACCAGCACCCUGAGGUCUACGAGCACUGCAAACGCCUCCUGCUUCACCUGCUGGUCGUCCAGGGAACUAACGGCAGCGUUCAAUCCUUGGCCUCUGUGCUGCUGCGCAACCGAGAGUUCAACGACCCAAAGGUGCUGACGGUGAAGCCACCGCCUCACGACUUCAACCUCACAGGAAUGUGUGACGUUGUGCCAAACUAUCAGCCGUCUCCUAUGACCGACUCAGGCCUGAGCUCCAGCUCCACUUCGUCCAGCAUCAGCUUGGGUACAGGAGGAACCCCCCUGCCUCACCUCACCCCCACCCUAAUUAACGAGGUGGACGUCAUCGCCGAACAGGAUGAGAAGGUCAAGGCCCUCAUCGAGUUUGUCACCUCCAGGAAGCGGGGGCCCCUGUGGAACCAUGAGGACGUGUCGCCCAAGAACCCCAACAUAAAGAGUGCUGACCAGCUGUGUGUGUUCCUCAGACAUGUAGUGACAGUCUUCAAACAGUCCCAGUCAGGUUUCCAGCUGGAGCAGUUGCUGAGUGAGGUAGCACUGCAGACUGCUCUGUCGUGCUCGUCUCGUCACUAUGCAGGGCGCUCCUUCCAGAUCUUCAGGGCUCUCAAACAACCCCUCACAGCCGCCACGCUCUCUGAUGUCCUCUCACGUCUUGUAGAGACAGUGGGCGACCCUGGAGAGGAGGCGCAGGGCUUUGUUAUCGAGCUGUUGCUGACUCUGGAGUCAGGGAUUGACACUCUCGCUGACACAGUAAAGAAUUAUGACCUCCUCACUGCCUUGGCAAAGGCUUCUGCCCACGAGCACCUGCUGGGGGCUAAGUUUGCAGCCAAUAGGAAGAGCACGGGCCAGCUGAACCUGAGUAGUGGGGGUCUGUUCCACCACAGUCACUACCCCCACGGCCACGCCCGCAGCAACUCCCUCCGCGCCAGCCUCAUGGGCGAACGCAAGGGCGACCGUCGCCGCAGCAACACCCUAGAUAUCGCUGAUCGGCUGGGUGGCAGCCAUGGUAACCUAGCCCGAACGCAGAGCUUAUCGUCAUUGCGGGAGGGUGGAGGAGGGGGUCCUGGGGGGGAGGCCAUCCCUCCUGUGGACCCCACCAACCUGAUGGCCACGGUGUUCUGGAUUGCAGCCUCCCUCCUGGAGUCGGACUAUGAGUUUGAGUACCUGCUGGCCCUGCGGCUGCUCAACAAGCUACUGGGUCAGCUGCCCCUGGAGAACGCAGACAGCAGGGAGAGGCUGGAAACAGUGCAGGCCAAGCUGAAAUGGUACAGCUUCCCUGGUCUGCUGCAGCUCUUCCUCAAGGGCUUCACCUCAGCCUCCACCCAGGAGCUCACCAUCCACCUGCUCAACAAGCUCAUCAGCGUCUCCCGCCACACACUGGUCGACCCCUCCCAGGUGGCAGGUAAGAGAGCAGGUUUUCCUCUAAACAUCCUGUGCCUGCUGCCUCACCUCAUCCAGCACUUUGACAGCCCCACUCCGUUCUGCAAGGAGACGGCGGAUAAGAUAGCCAAGGUGUGUGCCGAGGAGAAGUCCGCCACCCUGUCUAACCUGGCCCACAUGAUGAGCCUGUACAGCACACACAGCUACUCCAGAGACUGCGCCAACUGGAUCAACGUGGUGUGUCGUUACCUACACGACGCCUUUGCUGAGAUCACCUUUAAUUUGGUCACAUACCUGGCUGAGUUGCUGGAGAAGGGCCUACCCAGCAUGCAGCAGUCCCUGCUACAGAUCAUCUACAGCCUGCUGAGUCACAUUGACCUGUCUGCUGCGCCCGUUAAACAGUUCAACCUAGAGAUCAUGAAGAUCAUCAGCAAAUAUGUCCAGAGCCCGUACUGGAAGGAGGCCCAGAACAUCCUGAAGCUGGUGGUGUCUCGGUCGGCCAGCCUUGUGGUGCCAGACGAGGUUCAGCGCUCCUAUAGCACCGAGUCCUCUGGAUCCCCAGAGAUCGCCUUCACUCGCAUCUUCAACAACUCCUCUAAGGAGCUGCCCGGCAAGACGCUGGACUUUCACUUUGACAUCUCAGAGACGCCCAUCAUAGGGCAUAAGUACGGGGACCAGCGCACAGCUGCAGGGCGGAAUGGGAAGCCGCAGGUCAUUGCUGUGACUCGGAGCACGUCCUCCACCUCUUCUGGAUCCAACUCCAACGGCCUGGUGCCUGUCAGCUGGAAGAGGCCCCAACUCUCUCAGAGGAGAACCAGAGAGAAGCUCAUGAACGUUCUUUCUCUGUGUGGUCCCGAGUCUGGUAUUCCCAAGAAUCCUUCUGUAAGACACCUGGCAUGUCAAACUGUGGUGUUCUCGUCCAACGAGGACCUGGACUCAGGUGACCAGCAGACCAGUCUGAUCCCCACGGUGGAGGAGGUGGUGAGGGAGGAGGACCUGCAGGGAGAAGAUGCAGGAAGUGAGCAGCAGUUUGGAGUCUUCAAGGACUUUGAUUUCCUGGACGUAGAGCUGGAGGAUGCUGAGGGGGAGAGCAUGGACAACUUCAACUGGGGUGUGCGUCGGCGCUCCCUGGACAGCAUGGACAAGGGGGAGGGAGAUGGGGAUACGCCGUCCCUGCAGGAGUGCCAGUACACCGGGAGCACUCCCAGCCUCAACCUCACCAACCAGGAGGACACGGACGAGUCGUCUGAGGAGGAGGUACUGAGCGCUAGCCAGAUUCUCACCCGCUCUGGCCUAAUCAACUGUGACUCUGCUAUGGAUGAUGCCACAUCCAAUCAUGUGGACUCUCUGCAGCAGUCCCAGGAGUCGUCCAGCAGUGCCCUGUCAGAGGAGACCACGGCCCUGCUGCCCCACCUGAACAGCCCUACACUGGAGAUGGCCUGCACUGACUCCAUCCAGCUGCCUGAGGAUGUGGUCAGCAUGACGGCGGCAGACGAGCUGAGCAGCAGUGUGAGCACAGACACAGGGUUUGGCAGCAGUGCCCCCGCACUGCCCCCGGACCCCCCUGAGCUGUUUGACCUCACAGACUCUCAGGACCCUCAUGACAACCUGGACCCGGCCCCCCCUCGGCUGCUGGCCAUAGACACCCCGCCGGGGUCCCUCUGUGAGGAGGGGGACUCCCCUACGACCCUGCCCCAGCUGCCCCCCAUCCCAGACAGCCCCUGUGGCUCUGUGUGUGAGGAGGACGUGACGCUGGCGCUGAAGGAGCUGGAUGAACGCUGUGAGGAGGAGGAGGCCGACUUCUCUGAUAUGUCCAGUCAAGAUGAGGGUGAUCAGGAUGGUUUCCCAGAGGUCCAGGCCUCUCCUCCCCCCUCGCCCUUCCUCUCUGCCAUCCUGGCAGCUUUCCAGCCUGUUGCUUAUGACGACGAGGAGGAUGCCUGGCGUGUCCAUGUCAACCAGAUGUUGUCGGACACGGAUGGGUCCUCUGCUGUGUACACCUUCCAUGUGUUCUCCCGACUAUUUAAGAGCAUGCAGAGGAAGUUUGGCGCCAUCACCCACUCGUCAGUGCGUUUUCUGGGAGAGAGGCUGCAGCGAAUGGGGAACCAGUUCCUCAGCUCCCUAGAGGUCAUGACCUCACGCUCCCAGUGCCCCACGGUACUGCUGGACGCUGAGACGUUGGUCUCAUGUGGACUGCUGGAGACUCUGAAGUUUAGUGUGCUGGAGUUGCAGGAACACCUGGACACCUACAACGGCAAGAGGGAGGCGGCCGAGGAGUGGCUGGAAAACUGCAGGAAGACGUUUGGCGACAAAGAUGGCAACCAACGACCCAACACCCAGGCACAGCAAAUGGAAAAACUAGCAGAGCUGGAGCUGUGUCGCAGGCUCUAUAAGCUGCACUUCCAGCUGCUGCUGCUCUUCCAGGCUUACUGUAAGCUCAUCAGUCGUGUGGACACCAUUAAGAGAGAAGCAGAGGUGACCAACAUGUCAGAGGAGCUGGCCAUCCUGGAGAGCUGUUUGAAGCAGGCGGAGUCUGGGGUUGAUGGACAGGAGGAUGUGGGUGUGUCUGAUGCCUCCCAGACCAGCACUGAGACGGCCAUCCAAUCACUGAUCGAGACCCUGAGGGCCAGAGACUUCGGCUCCGCCCUUACACAGGUCAAAACCUUCAGGUCUCUGUGGCCUAACGACAUCUUUGGGAACGAGUCAGACGACGCAGUCCAGACUCUACUGCACAUCUACUUCCGUCAGCAGACGCUGGGCCAGACGGGCUGCCUGGCCGUGGUGGGACCCAGCAGGGACCUGUCCCAGGCCAACGGGCGCCUCAUGGAGCUCAACCUGCAGAUCAGAGAGGCUCUGAGCCAGGCCCAGGCCUGCCAGGCCCCCAGACCACUGUGGUCAGCACUGGACUGUAAGGCUUCAGGCACAAAGCCUGGACUUGACUGGACUAGAGCAACCCCCCCCCCCGUACCACUCACAGUUCCCAUCUGCUCUGGAGGCUGGGAAGGUGUGUCGGGAGGACAGAACAGACUCCACCUAUAAGGGCUAAAGGAUGUGUGGGAAUAACUGACUCAUAUUAAUAUAUAUUACAUAUAUCAAAUACUUAAAGCUAAUAUCUGUUUUCCCAGAAUAAGCCAACUUACAAAAUUCAGCUGCAAUAAGUCGUGGUAUGAUGUGACUGCUGACGACUGGCCCGGGAGUGAGAAGGAGGGGUGGUAAGGGGCAUGAUGAUGCUAAACUGGAAGCGUUUUGGCGGAAAUUACCUGAUGGGCCUCCCAUAUUGGCCAGUGGCUGCCUCGGGCCCUUUCAGGAGACUGGAUGGGGCCUGGGGUUCGGUCAGGGAGACGAUGUUGUGUUCUCAUAGCAGUAGAGUUGGAGCAUGAGAGACUAAGUCAGUCCGGAAGGAUGUGUGUGUGGACAGGCUGUUCCUGUCAUGGUUCAGAAACAAACACACAAAAAGUGUUCAAAAGCAUGCUUGAAAGAGAAAAGCACUGCAAGAAUAUUUUUUUGACAAAUGUACUAUUUUUUAUUAGAGCUAACAUCCUAGGUUGUAAAUGUAAGGAUAUUUAACAUGUAAUUGUAACCCUAGGGGAGCUGUUCCCCACAGGGACUGUAAAAAGAUACAUGUAUCUGUUUAUUGACUUGCAUUGGAGAUGAGCAUCAGCUUCAACAGGUCUUCUAAUGAAACUCACUCUGUAACCAAAUAAGUAGCUGCCUGUAGAGACUUUAGGCUGUGUGGUGUAUAUAUUGGAUACACUUGCACACACACAUGCAUAUAAUUGCACAGAAGUGGAGACUGGCUACAACACAUUAUGGAAACAUUAACUUAUUUUACUCUGUAUAUAUUUUAGAAAAUGUAUAGUGUAAAACCAGUAUUUUUUUUCUUGUACUUUUGUGAAAUGCACUGUUGAUUUGAAUUAGAUGUAUGAAGCUAACGCGAGAAGAGAACCCAGAGCAGAUAUUAAGAAACUAAUGAUCUGCGCCACUAUUAUAAUCCUGUCACACAAACUUUAAACAUUUCCCAGACUGGCCUGCCUGGUGGGAGUCACUGUUCAUGUGCUUAGGGGUCAGAGGAACUGGUUGAAGGCACGAGCUGGUGUAGAUUCUGCUUCCUGUUGGACCAGCCCAGCCCAUAUGCAUUCCUUCUCUCCACUGUGAUCUCCAUGUUGGCCCUGUACACCAGCACAGGUCACGCUAAAAAGCCUCGAGGGGAAAUUGAGGCCCGUGUUCGUCCCUAUUUGCGGAUCUCAGCGGUGCACUGGUGAUGUGCCAUGGCCCUGUGCUCUGAGGGGAAACUGCUGCCAUUAAAGCCGUGCUUUUGCUUCUGAAAAGGCACUGCUUGCUGCCUGCCGAAUUGCAGGACAUGAACGAGAGGUCUGAAAGCGUUGCAGGAAACUUGUCAUGGCACAUUGUAAACGAUCACUGUACUCAUUCCUCACGGAGAACUUGUCUAUUGCAUUUGAAUGGAUAUUAUUUACCUGGAAAAUAGUUGAGGUGCAUUACUGGAUAAGUUUUUCCUUUCAUCUCACAUAACAGCCUUCUCUCUGGAUAAAUAAAAACCUGAUCAUA